Molecule: messenger RNA, 357 nt
Organism: Lecanosticta acicola
Lineage: Eukaryota; Fungi; Ascomycota; Dothideomycetes; Mycosphaerellales; Mycosphaerellaceae
Source: the annotation of a GenBank genome assembly
AUGCAGAAAACUUUCAAAAACGUUACAAAGAAAGCCGUCGAGGGCAACAAUUACACAAAGUUUACUCAUCCAAAGGUCUCUCGAGGCAAGACAGCGUUUCCUUCUGGAACACAACUUUAGAAGCAAAUGGGCGUUCGCUACGACUACGAUGGAGAGGUCAAGAAAGAUGGAGUCGACUGUCACAAGUACAACUUACAGCCUAACGCCGGGGACGAUAUACCUUCGUCCAUCAAAAGAUGGAGGAAGGACAAUGGCGGCACUCAUGAAGUCAUGGCCGUUGUUUAUGUGAAGAAGGACGGCACUAAGGAUGACGUCGAAAAGGCACUCCACGACGCUCACAAGAACGUCAAGGGAUGA